This is a messenger RNA of Encephalitozoon cuniculi GB-M1, 1182 nucleotides long. RefSeq lists its product as uncharacterized. The record is from RefSeq and is marked provisional. Gene Ontology annotation, cellular component: endoplasmic reticulum membrane. Gene Ontology annotation, molecular function: phosphatidate cytidylyltransferase activity. The transcript has a single exon. Bases 1 to 1182 code for a protein of 393 amino acids. Lineage: Eukaryota; Fungi; Microsporidia; Unikaryonidae.
AUGGCCGAGGAGAGAAAGGAUUCCGAGGAAAGCCCAGGCACAUACAGUUGCUCAAAAACCCUCAGAAGAAGAGGCGAAAUCACUCCAAACGGAAAAGUACGCUAUGAGACGACACAAAACAAGGCAGCAGGGAUCACAAAGACCAACUUCUUCAGGAGAUUAGUCCUAUCCAUUGUUAUGAUCUCUGGCUUCUGCUGGAUAUCAGUGAACGACAAGAUAUACUCCUUUGGACUGAUAAUCUUUCUUACAAUAUCCAUCAUAAGAGAGAUAAUAGGAAUUACAAGAAAAUCGGACGGAAGGCCAUUUCACCUGAGAACAUCAAUCAUCCUGGGACUUGCAGUUCCAAUAUACUCGUACCUGGUUUUUCCCUCCAUAAUGAUGAUGUACUUUUCGAGAGUGUCAAAGUGCUUCCUCCGAAGGCUGUCCUUCGUAUGCUUUUAUAGCUAUGUGGCCGCAUUUAUGUGCUUUGUUGCGUCACUUAGAAAGGGGAGGCUGAAGCCGCAGCUGGGGCUGUUUGCCCUUAUCCAUCUAUCUACAUAUACGAUGGCAAUAGCGGCAAAGUGUGCUAUAUUCAAUCUUAACAAGGGAAGGUUCUGGUUUGUAUUCCCUGCCUUGCUUGUGAUAUCCAAUGACAUUUCAGCAUAUGUAGUGGGGAAGUCCAUUGGAAAAAGACCUCUAUACCGGCUGAGCCCAAAGAAAACACUUGAAGGGUUCAUAGGAGCAUUUAUCUUCACAACGGCCGUCGGGUUUGCAUUAGGGCAUCUGCAUGUAAACAGUGGAUUUCUAAGGGAUGCAGACUCUGAGCAGUUCCAAAAGUUCAUGAAGUUCACAGUCUUUGGAGCGAACGUCAGGGUCCAAAGUAUAUACAUCCACAUCAUUCCGUUCAUCUUUGUAGCCUCCUUCGUGGCGCCGUUCAGCGGAUUUCUUGCAAGUGCACUGAAGAGGGCCUACAAGAAGAAGGACUUUGGAGAAGCCAUUUCUGGGCAUGGAGGAAUAGCAGACAGGAUGGACUGCCAGGUGCUGAUUGCGAUUUUUGCGUCUACAUAUAUAAGUUCGUUCAUAUACACAGAGGAAAGGUCUGUUGGGUCAGUCUUCAGCCUCAUAUGUAGAAACUUCAGCCACGAUGAGAUAAUGAUCCUUAUUGAGAUGCUGAACCGAAGGGUGGAGAGCAUAAGGAAGUAA